Molecule: messenger RNA, 738 nt
Organism: Rotaria socialis
Lineage: Eukaryota; Metazoa; Rotifera; Eurotatoria; Philodinida; Philodinidae
Source: the annotation of a GenBank genome assembly
AUGUCUAUGAUGAAUGCAUCCGUAUCCAUUAAAACCACCACCCUAGCUACAAUACAAAUUGUUAGUAGUGAAAUGACUUACUAUGGACCAAUCAUUCUACUAGUCAUUGGUAUCUUUGGUUGUAUGUGCAACUUUAUUACUUUCACAGCACCACAACUACGAAACAAUUCAUGUGCUUUCUAUUUCCUUAUGUCCGCUGUGUUUGAAUUAGUAUCCAUUAGUUUUGGACUCAUAUCUCGUUUUGCUGCUGAUCAUCUUGGUAGUACAUUGAUUAAUACAAGUCCAGUUUAUUGUAAACUGCGUGCAUAUCUAGUUUCAGUACUUCCCUUGAUAGCCACAUAUUUCAUUUUGUUAUCAUCGAUUGAUCGAUGUAUGUCGUCGUCGGUGAGUGCUCGUCUUCGUUCAUUUAGUCAAAUGAAAAUAGCUUAUCGAGCAACAUUAGUGGCUAUUUUAAUUGGCUUUCUAUCAUGUAUUCAUAUUCUAAUUGCGUACGAUCUUCGACCACGAUGUGGUGUGUUAAAUGGUUCGUUUUCAAUAUUCGAUGGAAUGUUUGUUGUAUUUUGGCUCGGUAUUAUUCCUCAUAUAUUGAUGUUUACCUUUGGUCUUCUUACUUUUAUGAAUGUUCGACGAACCAAACGACGCAUAGCCAAUAAAACAUUGCAACAUACAGGUACAGUAGUCGAAUCUCAACGACGACAAGAAAAAACGGAUACAGAAUUAAUUGUGGUAAGUAGUUAA